GUUUUUUGGCUUCUGCGAUUGUGUUUUUGUUUUUGUUUUUUGGGUUUGGGGUCUGUUUUACAAUCAUCGUCGUUCAUAGAGUUGAGAGGUGCUCAGCUUUUCAUGCGCUCAAAUCACGGAGAAAAGUGAUUUUUUUUCCGGUUUUAUGGAAUGGUUCAAACAAGGCUUUUGCUUUGGAGGAAAAAAAAAAAAAACAAAGAGUCCGACUUUAUUGGGUUGAAUUGCGGGUUUGUGGCCAUCUGGGUCUCUCUUAUAACGCUUGCUCUCUCUUUUUUUCUCCUUGUGUGGUUGUUUUUGGAGAGGGGGACUUCGUGGGAUUUCCUUUUCUGGCUGAUUUUUUCGCUGUGUGUAGAUAAAAUUGGUCUCCAUCUGUGAGCUCUCCUCCUUGACCCUUUGCGUGACGUGUGAAACUAUCUGGUUCUGUGGCAUGAUUGUGUUUUGUGGUAAACGCCUCUGAAAUAUGUAAUUGCGCAUAGGCUGUUGGUUUGUGGAGUUUCAGACCAUUUUGUGCUGUUGGGUUUUGAACGCUGGAUACCUAUGAACAUGGAUGAAUUUUCUGGAGAAAGAACUUUUCACAAGUUUUCUGCUCCUUCUAGGGGAUCUAGUCUGGUUAUGCAGGAUACUGCAAGCAGUAGGGCCCGAAAGGCUCAAAUUUGCAGCAGGUUGGGAUGUAGCAGCAGACUUAACUCAGUAGGUACACAAACUGCCUGCGUAGACAAGUACAAAUAUGCGAGGCCCUCAUUUCGUUCUUUAACAAGUGGAAAAGAAAUAGCAGGGAGCUCUUCCAGAAGUACUCUCACAGCAAGCAGUCAAAGGAAAUCCUUCCUGGAUCGUCAAAAGAAAUUGUCUUCUCAGCUAAAUUCUGAUUCAUCCGAAACUAGUAGUGUUCAGGAUGAGGCUUAUGUUCCAGAGGUCAAACCUCCACCAGGAAAGAUGCAGAGAGGAAUUCAUCUUGAAAGUGGAAGUGCUGAAUUUAGGGAAGUUGUACCGACGGAGAUGGGAAGUUCUAGUGCAGCAUCGAGUUCAAGAUCCAUGGACAACAAUUCCCUUGUUAUUAGUUCCGAUAGAACAGAUAGUUCCACAAAUUCCUCUGUUUCCAUGGCAUCAAGAAGCAUCAGCCAACCUACCCGAACUAAUCUUAGCCGCUGUGGUUUGAGAAACAUUAGGUGUAAUUCAGCAUCUAACGUCAUCCCUUCUAAUGGAUCACCAUCAAAUGCAAUGCCCAACAGAAAGAAGGAUGUGGUUAAGAAGUCGAAUGUUGAAUGUGAAGCUAGUUCUUCAACUAGAGGUAAGAUUGUCGGCAGAUCAUCAUUGGAAGGACAAAAUUUCAGUUCUGAGCCAGGCAUAUCCAUAUCUGAGUCAAGAAGAGCAAGAUGCAGGGCUCUUAACCGGGACAGUGGUGUUACGUCUUUGAGGUCUCAAAGGUCGAACAAUUAUGCUGAGCCAAAGGGUUCAUAUCAAGGUAAUUUGAGUAGGUCUCGAAACAGGUCCCGCGUUAUGACCAUGCAGGCCCAUCAAUCUCCAAUAGCUGCUGAAAAUGCUUCCUCUUCACAUUGCGACUUUUCUGUCGAAUCUGCCUCGAGUCGUGCAUCUACAUACAGUAGGCCAAGUAGUAGCAAUGAGAGUUCACGACGUGCGAUACCAUCUGGUCUUGCUGAAAUUGGCAUCAGUCGCUCCUUGAUGAAUCAGGACAGGUUUCAACAUUACAAUAUGGAGGGUAUUGCAGAGGUAUUGUUGGCUCUCGACAGGAUUGAACAAGAUGAGGAACUAACAUAUGAGCAGUUAAUUGCUCUGGAAACCAACUUGUUUCUUAAUGGGAUGAACUUCUAUGAUCAACAUAGAGAUAUGAGACUGGAUAUUGACAAUAUGUCAUAUGAGGACCUGCUGGCUCUGGAGGAGAGGAUGGGUAAUGUAAGCACUGCACUGACAGAAGAAGCAUUGGUGACGUGUAUCAAGAAAGAACUAUACCAUCCUGCAGCUUCUGCUAGUGGGCAGAGUGAUGAUGUCAAAUGCAGUAUUUGUCAGGAGGAGUAUGUAGCAGGAGAUGAAGUUGGGAGGUUGGCCUGUGAACAUGUGUAUCACGUGUCCUGUAUACAGCAGUGGCUGCGGCUCAAGAACUGGUGCGCUAUCUGUAAGGGCUCGGCAGAGCCCUCGCUGUCGUCUUCCCCGUCACAACUGACAAGUUGAAUUCGGUAGUCUGAUAAUUCUUUGUAAAGGAAAGUACUUUUCUCCGCCUCCCACUCUCCGGUGUACAUAUUUGAUUUUUUUGGUGCCUCAUUCAAUCAAAUAAACCCUGCUCUCUAGGCUCUUGGUGGCAGAGGAUGAACGUUCCAUGAAAAAGACUGGAAUACAACGUCUGAUGUUUUCUGUCUUUGCUGUU
This is a messenger RNA of Rhodamnia argentea, 2380 nucleotides long. RefSeq lists its product as uncharacterized. Gene Ontology annotation, molecular function: ubiquitin protein ligase activity. Bases 538 to 2187 code for a protein of 549 amino acids. The record is from RefSeq and is a predicted model, not a curated record. NCBI's taxonomy places the organism in Eukaryota, Viridiplantae, Streptophyta, Magnoliopsida, Myrtales, Myrtaceae. The transcript has 6 exons.